Messenger RNA from Belonocnema kinseyi, 1147 nucleotides. Its product is annotated as Golgi to ER traffic protein 4 homolog. Gene Ontology annotation, cellular component: cytosol; BAT3 complex. Bases 1 to 957 code for a protein of 318 amino acids. Gene Ontology annotation, molecular function: protein binding. Lineage: Eukaryota; Metazoa; Arthropoda; Insecta; Hymenoptera; Cynipidae. Gene Ontology annotation, biological process: protein insertion into ER membrane. The transcript is spliced from 6 exons. The record is from RefSeq and is a predicted model, not a curated record.
AUGGCCUCGCAACGCAGUCACGGUGUGGAAAGAGUUUUGUCAAAAUUAGAAUCGUCUAUAAAUGCCGGAAAUUAUUAUGAAGCCCAUCAAAUGUAUAGAACGUUGUACUUCAGGUACCUCGGACAGAGAAAGUACGCCGAAUUAUUGCAAUUACUUUAUAAAGGAGCGAUCCUCCUCACACAGCAUAGUCAGUUUACAAGUGGGGCAGAUCUGGGAAUUUUAUUUAUUGAUGUAUUAACAAAGGCAGUACCUAAUCCUUCGCAGUGCCAUUUCAAACAAAUUGUAAAUUUGCUUAGUAUAAUGAGUCCUUCUACUCCAGAAAGAGAAACCUUUCUCCACGAAGCUCUCCGAUGGAGUGUAAAAGGAACCAAUUAUAAGACAGGUCAUCCCGAAUUGCAUCAGAAAAUAGCACAAGUCUUUUGGAGAGAGAAAAACUACGCGAUGGCUAGGCAACACUUUUUGUACAGUAAAGACGGCGCCGGAUAUGCCGAAAUGCUAGUCGAACUUCAUGAGCAAAGAGGAUAUUCUAAUGAAAUUGACCUCUUCAUAGCUCAAGCAGUUUUACAAUACCUCUGUUUGGAAAACAAAGCAACCGCACAGGAAGCUUUUGAUUCCUACACUUCCCUACAUCCAAAAAUAAAAAACGGCCCGCCCUACAUUCAACCGCUCCUGAACUUUUUAUUUUUUCUACUGAAAACAAUCGACUCAGGUAAAGUAGCUGUAUUCACGAUUCUUUGCGAGCAAUAUCGGAUAAGUAUAAAUCGAGAUCCCUGCUACGAGCAGUACUUGGAUAAAAUAGGACAACUUUUCUUUAACGUUCCGCCACCUCGUCCUCGUAACCAGGGACUCUUCGGCUCUCUUCUCCAGUCCUUUUUCGAUGGUCUUGGCGACGACGAUUUCAGUAUGGAGGAACAAAAUGUAGCCUCGACCUCCCAAGCUUCCCAGGAACUCGACUGAUUGUCAGCUUUUCGCUCCUGCUCUGCCUGAUGUCAAUCGUCAGGAAAACUCAAUCGAAUGUACCUUCGCCCCAGAUCAUUUCAGCAAGUGCACUUAUGGAGUUGAAAAUGGGCAAAAAAGGAACCUAGAGGCUGGAAUAAUUGCGGAUUCUAUCGACGUUUUCCUUUAAAAAACGAAAAAAAAAAAAAAA